Daldinia childiae is the source of this 813-nucleotide messenger RNA. RefSeq names its product putative f-box domain protein. The transcript is spliced from 3 exons. NCBI's taxonomy places the organism in Eukaryota, Fungi, Ascomycota, Sordariomycetes, Xylariales, Hypoxylaceae. The coding region runs from base 1 to 813 and encodes 270 amino acids. The record is from RefSeq and is a predicted model, not a curated record. Gene Ontology annotation, molecular function: protein binding.
AUGGCUCACUCCCAUCUCUCGAUAGAUUCUCUCCCGAACGAGAUAAUUCUCAAUGUUCUGAGUAAUUUCCCGACUCGCUCGCUGUUGCCCCUUGCUACUGUCUGCCGCCGGUUCUAUGGACUCGUUGGCCGAGUGCACUAUGCACGUCUUGUGGAAACAUCGAGGCUUGAGGAUCACGAAGUGAUUCUCGAAAGCUUUCACCCAAGCGAGAAGCUUAGUACGCCUUCGCUGCACUGCGAAUUCCAAGGGAUGCGUGGACUCGCCGAGGCCGGCGAAGUUGCUGACCUCGGAGAGCUCAACAGCAUAUACGCACGCUUUCGCCCCUGCCUCGACUCCGAAAAGGCAGCAGGACAGAUUGUCCAGAUGCCGUCUCACGAAAUUUCCCUGGAUUGUGGCGAACUCUUCUCCCAACUAUGCACAAUAACCAACCUGGUUAAGGUGGGACCCAGACGCGGCCUAUUUUCCAGCUUUGCCAACAUUACCGAUAACGUGGUUCGUGUAUGGCGUGACUGGUUGAACGAGGCAGCAAAAGCAGCAGCAAGGACGCAACAGCAAGCGGGCUCGGGCUCAGAUGAACGGACCAUCCUCUGGACCGAUUCGUCAAAGACCGUCGGCAUAAGAUUUCGAGUCGUUGAAGAUGAGAGCAUACCAGCACCCGUCCUCUUCGGCCGAUAUGAUGAGCCUUCGGUUUCAUAUUCAUUAGAGUACCAAGAGUUGCUUAUAAGAGCAAACUGGCUACUUCUCAGCUUCGAGUCAUCUGAAACUCAAGAAGAAACUCAUGCAGGUAAAGCAGUCGUAAUUGCAUCCAUGUGA